AUGGGUACACCGCUGAGGCCCAGCCCGGGGCUGGAAGGCCUAAAGCCUGCGUCUCCAGAGCCCCUCCUCAAUUUUGCUCCCAGGCGAGCCCUUGUGGAGUUCCAAUCGAACCCGGAACAAAGGAGGGAGCCUGGCACUGGUGGGGGGUCCCUCCGACAUCAGCUGCAGCAGGGCCCAGGAUCCCCAGAGCCUUACCCCAGUCAGCAAGCGCAGACCGGACCAGGACCGGAGCCCUCAACACUGCAGGAGCGGACACCUCAUGAGCCCAGCAAGCCACCGCCUGCGGGUGUGGAGAGUGAUGGCUUUUGGCCAAAAACGCGAAAAGGAUCUUCGUUCAGCCCUGGCCCAGCGCCCCAGAAGUUGGAGAAGGUGAAGCUCCUAUAACCCCGAAGGGAAAGCCCCAAGCAGCGGGUGUGGAAGGCCCGCCCCAAGAAGAGGUUCUCCCAGAUGGUCCAGGACAAGCGCCUGCGCACAUCCUGGCGGCGGAAGACGAGGGAACGGGCCGGCAGAGAGGAAGCUGGCCGAGGCCUGUGCCGGCACCUGAGGAGGAGAGGCGCGGGCGGGAGGAGCAGUGCAGAGCCGGGAACCUGA
This is a messenger RNA of Myotis davidii, 591 nucleotides long. It is a transcript of the gene CCDC86, whose product is annotated as coiled-coil domain containing 86. Gene Ontology annotation, cellular component: nucleolus. The record is from RefSeq and is a predicted model, not a curated record. NCBI's taxonomy places the organism in Eukaryota, Metazoa, Chordata, Mammalia, Chiroptera, Vespertilionidae.